Messenger RNA from Diabrotica balteata, 936 nucleotides. Lineage: Eukaryota; Metazoa; Arthropoda; Insecta; Coleoptera; Chrysomelidae. The record is from the annotation of a GenBank genome assembly.
AUGCCUCUUAUGAUGAUUAUAGUAUUGCAAGGAGGAAGUGCCAGAAGGCGGAGGAAACAUCUGAUCUCAACUCGUCAGAUAACAGGCCUCGCAGACGCCGUCCUCCAACAAAGUUUGCCACCACUAGCAGCAGCAGUGAUUCAGAGAGUGCCAUUGGGCAUAAAAAUAAAACCAUCCAAAGCAAUCUUCCAAAAAAGGAUCAGGAAUUAUUUCCCAUUUAUAUUCGCUCUCUGCUUUUUAGGUGAUUCAGAUUCUUUGCAGGAAGAUGUAUGUGCAAAAGAAACCAUGGAAGAUGUAGAAUCAGUUGACAGCAGUGGAAAAAAUGGAGCAGCAUGUAAAUGUGAAAAACAACAACAGAUAAAUGAGGAUGAUUAUAGUAUUGCAAGGAGGAAGUGCCAGAAGGCGGAGGAAACAUCUGAUCUCAACUCGUCAGAUAACAGGCCUCGCAGACGCCGUCCUCCAACAAAGUUUGCCACCACUAGCAGCAGCAGUGAUUCAGAGAGUGCCAUUGGGCAUAAAAAUAAAACCAUCCAAAGCAAUCUUCCAAAAAAGGAUCAGAAAUUAUUUCCCAUUUAUAUUCUCACUCUCUGCUUUUUAGGUGAUUCAGAUUCUUUGCAGGAAGAUGUAUGUGCAAAAGAAACCAUGGAAGAUGUAGAAUCAGAAUAUCUAAAACACAUCCUUAGAAAAUUAAAUAUGUUACAGUUAAUUGUUACUGACUUACGGGCUGAAGUCAGUAAUCUUUCUAAAAUAUCUACAUCAUUUCCCCGAGAACUCCAAGAAGAGUUAACUAUAUUGAAUAUAUGGGAAAAUUUCUCCUUGCCUUUGGACUCAGAAGAAGAGUUUGCGAAUUUUGAGGAUUUUUUUAAAUGCUCAGAAAAAAACUUUGAAUCGGUAAGUUCUAUACUAAUACUAAUACAAAAUUUAGUGUAUUCAUAA